AUGGACCGCAGGGAGGAGCCCCUGGCCGGGCACCCGCGGUACAAGAGGCUGAAGGACCUGAGCUCGGGCGGCUUCGCCUUCGUUCAGCUGGCGCUGGACAGGGACACCGGCGAGAAGGUGGCCAUAAAAUUCCUGCUGCGCGGCCCCAACAUCAACAAGAACGUGUGGCGGGAGGUUUUCAACCAUCGUCCCCUGCUGCACCACCAUGUGAUCCUGUUCAAGAGGGUGUUCCUGACGACAAGGUACCUGGGCAUAGUGCUGGAGUACGCGCCUGGGGGUGACCUGCUGACGUUUGUGCAGAGGCGGGGAAUGUCGGAGGAGGUGGCACGCUGGUUCUUCCAGCAGCUCAUCAUAGGCUUGGACUAUCUGCACCGGAUGGGGGUGGCGUCGCGGGACAUCAAGCCGGAGAACGCGCUGCUGGACGAUAGGGAGUGGCCCCUGCUGAAAAUCUGCGACCUUGGCUGGUCCAUCGGGGACGAGGACUCGCCGGCCAGGUCGUCCGUGGGCACGCGGCCCUAUUACGCGCCGGAGGUGGUGUGCGCCGCGCGCGGCGGCCCUUACGACGCCAAGCGUGCGGACAUCUGGUCCUGCGGCGUCUUCCUGUACGUCCUGCUUGUGGGCGCCUACCCCUUCGAGGGCGCAGGCGACCCCGAAGACAGCAGCCCGAACGUGCUGACGCGCAUUGUCGACGUUGACUACGCGGUGCCGAAGGGCGCAAUGUCCGCCCAGGCCGAGGGCCUGGUCGCCAUGCUGCUGCGGAAGGACCCCGAGGAGAGGCCGUCCAUUCGGGAGAUCCAGGCGCACCCGUGGUACCGGGUCGGCCUGCCCCGGGGGGCAACCGAAAUGAACGACGCGUUGGUGAUGAGGAUGGACAGCGACAUGCAGCCCGAGGCGGACAUAUUGGACAUACUGGCGGAGGCGGUCAGGUUGCCUGACGAGUAG
This is a messenger RNA of Ostreobium quekettii, 942 nucleotides long. NCBI's taxonomy places the organism in Eukaryota, Viridiplantae, Chlorophyta, Ulvophyceae, Bryopsidales, Ostreobiaceae. The record is from the annotation of a GenBank genome assembly.